GACAGCAACUGACCCCAGGCCCAGCUGGCCUUGGCUGGCCUGGAUCAGCCUCCGGAGUAUGGUCUGGCGGGGGUCCUCUUUCCUAUUUCCCGUUCUCUUCUUGGCCUCUCAUGUUGGUGCAGCUGUGGACUUGACGCUGCUGGCCAACCUGCGCAUCACGGACCCCCAGCAUUUCUUCCUGACUUGCGUGUCUGGUGAGGCUGGGGCAGGGAGGAGCUCAGACGCCUGGGGCCCACCCCUGCUGCUGGAGAAGGAUGACCGCAUCGUGCGCACCUUCCCACCUGGGCAGCCCCUGCACUUGGCACGCAAUGGCUCACACAAGGUCACGCUGCGUGGCUUCUCCAAGCCCUCGGACUUGGUAGGCGUCUUCUCCUGCGUGGGUGGCGCUAGCACGCGGCGUACUCGAGUCCUCUAUGUGCACAACAGCCCGGGGGCCCACCUGUUUCCAGACAAGGUCACACACACAGUGAACAAAGGUGACACAGCUGUGCUUUCUGCACGUGUGCACAAGGCAAAGCAGACGGAUGUGAUAUGGAAAAACAAUGGAUCCUACUUUCAUACCCUAGAUUGGCACGAGGCCCAUGAUGGGCGGUUUCAACUGCAGCUCCAAAAUGUGCAGCCACCAUCCAGUGGCAUCUACAGUGCCACCUACCUAGAAGCCAGCCCCCUGGGCAGUGCCUUCUUUCGGCUCAUCGUGCGGGGCUGUGGGGCUGGACGCUGGGGGCCAGGGUGUGCUAAGGAUUGCCCAGGCUGCCUGCACGGAGGUGUCUGUCAUGACCAUGAUGGCGAAUGUGUGUGCCCCCCGGGAUUUACUGGUACCCGCUGUGAGCAGGCCUGUAGAGAGGGUCGUUUUGGGCAGAGCUGCCAGGAACAGUGCCCAGGCACAGCAGGCUGCCGGGGUCUCACCUUCUGCCUCCCAGAUCCCUAUGGCUGUUCUUGUGGAUCCGGCUGGAGGGGAAACCAGUGCCAGGAAGCUUGUGCCCCUGGUCAUUUUGGGGCUGAUUGCCGCCUCCAGUGCCAGUGUCAAAAUGGUGGCACUUGUGACCGGUUCAGCGGCUGUGUCUGCCCCUCUGGAUGGCAUGGAGUACAUUGUGAGAAGUCAGACCGGAUCCCCCAGAUCCUCAAUGUGGCCACUGAACUGGAGUUCAACUUAGGGACAAUGCCUCGGAUCAACUGUGCAGCUGCAGGGAAUCCUUUCCCAGUACGAGGCAGCAUGGAGCUCCGCAAGCCAGAUGGCACCAUGCUCCUGUCUACCAAGGCCAUCGUGGAGCCAGACAGGACCACAGCUGAGUUUGAGGUGCCCAGUUUGACUCUUGGGGACAGCGGGUUCUGGGAAUGCCGUGUAUCCACGUCCGGAGGCCAAGAUAGCCGGCGCUUCAAGGUCAACGUGAAAGUACCCCCAGUACCUCUGACUGCUCCUCGGCUCCUGGCCAAGCAGAGCCGUCAGCUUGUGGUCUCUCCGUUGGUUUCCUUUGAUGGGGAUGGACCCAUCUCCUCUGUCCGCCUGCACUAUCGGCCUCAGGACAGCAUGAUUGACUGGUCUGCUAUCGUGGUGGAUCCCAGUGAGAAUGUGACGUUAAUGAACCUGAAGCCAAAAACAGGAUACAGUGUUCGUGUGCAGCUGAGUCGGCCCGGGGAAGGAGGAGAGGGAGCCUGGGGGCCUCCUACCCUUAUGACUACUGACUGUCCUGAGCCUUUGCUGCAGCCGUGGCUAGAGGGCUGGCAUGUGGAGGGUCCUGACAGGCUACGAGUGAGCUGGUCCCUACCCUCGGUGCCGCUGUUGGGUGAUGGUUUCCUGCUACGCCUGUGGGACGGGGCCCGGGGACAGGAGAGGCGGGAGAACAUCUCAUCCCCCCAGGCCCGCACUGCCCUCCUGACUGGACUCACGCCUGGCACCCACUACCAGCUGGAUGUGCGGCUUUAUCACUGCACCCUCCUGGGCCCUGCCUCACCCCCUGCGCAUGUGCUUCUGCCCCCGAGCGGGCCUCCAGCUCCCCGGAACCUCCGCGCCCAGGCCCUCUCAGACUCUGAGAUCCAGCUGACCUGGCAGCAUCCUGAGGCUCCAUCUGGUCCUAUAUCUAAGUACAUUGUGGAGAUUCAGGUGGCCGGGGGCUCAGGAGACCCCAAGUGGAUGGAUGUAGACAGGCCUGAGGAGACAAGCACCAUCGUCCGUGGCCUCAAUGCCAGCACGCGCUACCUCUUCCGGGUGCGGGCCAGUGUGCAGGGUCUCGGCGACUGGAGCAACACAGUAGAAGAGGCCACUCUGGGCAAUGGGCUGCAGAGUGAGGGCCCAGCCCAAGAGAGCCGGGCGGCUGAAGAGGGCCUGGAUAAGCAACUGGUCCUGGCUGUGGUGGGCUCCAUCUCUGCCACCUGCCUCACCAUCCUGGCUGCGCUUUUAGCCCUGGUGUGCAUCCGGCGAAGCUGUCUCCAUCGGAGACGCACCUUCACCUACCAGUCAGGAUCGGGCGAGGAGACAAUCCUGCAGUUCAGCUCAGGAACCUUGACAUUGACCCGGCGGCCAAAGCCACAGCCUGAGCCCCUGAGCUACCCUGUGCUGGAGUGGGAGGACAUCACCUUCGAGGACCUCAUCGGGGAGGGGAACUUCGGCCAAGUCAUCCGGGCCAUGAUCAAGAAGGACGGGCUCAAGAUGAAUGCAGCCAUCAAGAUGCUAAAAGAGUACGCUUCUGAAAAUGACCAUCGCGACUUUGCAGGCGAAUUGGAAGUCCUGUGCAAACUGGGACACCACCCCAAUAUCAUCAACCUCUUGGGAGCCUGUGAGAACCGAGGUUACUUGUAUAUUGCUAUCGAAUAUGCCCCUUAUGGAAACCUACUCGAUUUCCUGAGAAAGAGCAGGGUCCUGGAGACUGAUCCGGCAUUUGCUCGAGAGCAUGGAACAGCCUCCACCCUCAGCUCCCGGCAGCUGCUGCGCUUUGCCAGUGAUGCGGCCAAUGGCAUGCAGUACCUGAGUGAGAAGCAGUUCAUCCACAGGGACCUGGCUGCCCGCAAUGUGCUGGUUGGAGAGAACCUGGCCUCCAAGAUCGCAGACUUUGGCCUUUCUCGGGGGGAGGAAGUAUACGUGAAGAAGACGAUGGGCCGUCUCCCUGUGCGUUGGAUGGCCAUUGAGUCUCUCAACUACAGUGUCUACACCACCAAGAGCGACGUCUGGUCCUUCGGGGUCCUCCUGUGGGAGAUAGUGAGCCUUGGUGGCACGCCCUACUGUGGCAUGACCUGUGCUGAACUCUACGAGAAGUUGCCUCAGGGCUACCGUAUGGAGCAGCCUCGAAACUGUGACGAUGAAGUGUACGAGCUGAUGAGGCAGUGCUGGCGGGAUCGUCCCUAUGAGCGCCCCCCCUUUGCCCAGAUCGCACUGCAGUUGGGCCGCAUGCUAGAAGCCAGGAAGGCCUAUGUGAACAUGUCGUUAUUUGAGAACUUCACCUAUGCGGGCAUUGACGCCACAGCUGAAGAGGCCUGAGUUGCCCACACACUGGAACCUGGCUCUGCUGGCCAGAGCAAACCCUCCCACCUGUCUGUGACUUCGGACCCUUCUAACCACAAGACCCAAGCUGUCUCAAGAAAGUCUUUCAACUCAGAGGAAAAAAGAAAAGAUCCAAGAAACAUGGGCUGAGGGAAACAGGGGGUCCCCAUUCUUGGCAGCUGCUCUCAGAGCCACCCUUUUUAUCCUUCCUUCCCACUCAUUCUGUUCCUCCACAUGUGUGCUCCCCAUUCUUCUGCUCCCUACACCCAAACCCCACUUCUGAUCCUCCACCGAAAGCAGAAUACAUGCCACUAACACCCCGCUUAGCCACCCCCACUCUCUGCUUGACCUCAGUAAAAAAUAAACAUGCUGAGUAGCCACGUGUCUCCAUUUUACAGAUGAUUGGUCCAAGGUGGGAAGAGUUAAUCCCAAGAGCGAAAGCUGGACUUCUGAGGAAAGAAGUGCUGUCCUGUCGCGCUGCCCUUCAGGAGGGGUGCCGGGUGUUCUGGAGCACCCACUGGCCACAUGUGCCACCAGUCCCCCCACCUCUAUCCCAGUUGUAUCACCAUCUCUCCUUGUUCCCCUUCCUGCUUUCCAGCCUUCUUACCAGCAUGUCUCCCUGCAUCUCUGAGGAGUCACCACAGCCUCAGAAUCUUUGCUCUGCCCAAAGCAGUCCAUGCCAGGACUGGCUGAACCCUGGCUCAGCUUGAAGCAACAUCCUACCCCAGACAGAUGGUGGCUGGACUUGGGGUCAUUGUUCCCCUCUCGCACUUGGCUUCCAGGCAGCCUUCCCUGGCAGGUCACCAGCUUACAGCCAGCUAAUUGGAGGGAGGCAGCGGCCCCUCCCAACUUCAGCCAGAUGAGGUGGAUUCCUCUGUACUGGUGCUGGGGGAGGUGUUUCUCUCCUAGCUGAAAGGGUGUCCCAUCCGCCACCCCAUCCAUGAUGUGUGGCCUCUGACUGGCUUUUCCUUUGACUGCUCAGGACUGUCCUCAGAUGUCUCUCCCACUGAGUCUUAGGAAACAAACAGAAUUUUUGUUUUCAGUGAAUCAGAUGAACACCCUCCUCCCCACUAAGAAAAACAUAAACCUGGUAUGACAGUGUGGUCAACAACACAGAUGCUAGAAUUGCAGGCCUGGGCUCAAGAGUUGCAAGGCACACGUUAUCUGUGUGACCUUCAUCGCAUCUUUUAACCUCUCUGAGCUUGUUUUUCUCCUCUGAGAAAGGAGUGGACUUUAGCUGCCUCGUUGUCGCUGGUACUAAAUGAGCUCUUCCGCAGCCCUGGAACUGGAUCUCAUGCGUCCUUAAGUGCUGUCCGCUGAUGGUGUAAUAUACAAAGACAGCAAGAUCUGUGGUGAACAGGGCUGAAUGGUCAGAGCCUGAGAUGAAUCAGGAGGAAGAAAUCCAUUGUAGUAAAUGGGAAGCUAAUGCAGGGUAGAUGGAAUGUGCUGUAAUAAAACUUCAGAGCUACUCAAUGAUUAAGAACAUGCACUACUUUUCCAGAGGGUGGGAGUUUGGAUCCCACCACGUACAUCAGACCCUUCACCAGUGCCUGUAACUCCAGCUCCA
Messenger RNA from Microtus ochrogaster (prairie vole), 5042 nucleotides. RefSeq names its product tyrosine kinase with immunoglobulin like and EGF like domains 1 (gene Tie1). The record is from RefSeq and is a predicted model, not a curated record. Gene Ontology annotation, cellular component: signaling receptor complex; plasma membrane. Gene Ontology annotation, biological process: cell surface receptor protein tyrosine kinase signaling pathway; protein phosphorylation; multicellular organism development. Gene Ontology annotation, molecular function: protein binding; ATP binding; transmembrane receptor protein tyrosine kinase activity. NCBI's taxonomy places the organism in Eukaryota, Metazoa, Chordata, Mammalia, Rodentia, Cricetidae.